AUGGAUCUUUCCUCUCCUCUUCUCAGAUACUUCGCACAGAACUCCUGGAGCUGCCCGAGCUCAGACUCUGAAUUCUACAACAUCUCGUCUCCUGAAGCAGUGUCUCCCACCUCCUACAUGGACUUCUCUCCCUCAGUCCAACAGCAGAACAUUUCUUCUCCACCUCACUCAGGACACCUCGGUGGUACCAAGGCACCCAUCUCUGGUUCUUUACAUGAGGCCAGUGGACGUUCUCGUGAAGGUACUAAAAGAACACGCUCCAAGAACCCUAGCAAGCAAAGACAGAGUGCCAGCGAGAAGGAGAAGCUUCGAAUGAGGGACUUGACGAAAGCUCUCCAUCAUCUCAGGACUUACUUACCUCCUUCCGUGGCUCCUGUCGGCCAAACCUUGACGAAGAUCGAGACUCUUCGUCUCACCAUCCGCUACAUCUCCUACUUGUCAUCUCAGUUGGGCCUCAGCGAAGAGUCUCUCUGCAAAAUGAGGGACCUGGGAACUUCUAGAUACCAAGAUUCAUCUCAAAACCAGACCGAAGGGUUUUGCUGGUCCAGUUCAAUUCCAAAGUACUGGGGAUUUAGAGAUGGGGUUACAGCAUACCAAGAACAGCAUCAAAGCAACUUCAGUACAGAAAGCAGGUUGAGGACAAAAGAAGUGGAACGUUGUCAAGUUUACAUGGGCAUGGAGACACCCGCUUAUGAUGACUCCUUUAACUCAAGCUUGGAGUCUCUAUUGUAA
This is a messenger RNA of Myxocyprinus asiaticus (Chinese sucker), 732 nucleotides long. RefSeq names its product mesoderm posterior protein 1-like. Gene Ontology annotation, molecular function: DNA-binding transcription factor activity, RNA polymerase II-specific; RNA polymerase II cis-regulatory region sequence-specific DNA binding; protein dimerization activity. The transcript has a single exon. The record is from RefSeq and is a predicted model, not a curated record. Bases 1 to 732 code for a protein of 243 amino acids. Lineage: Eukaryota; Metazoa; Chordata; Actinopteri; Cypriniformes; Catostomidae. Gene Ontology annotation, biological process: somite rostral/caudal axis specification; heart morphogenesis; regulation of transcription by RNA polymerase II. Gene Ontology annotation, cellular component: nucleus.